Messenger RNA from Oldenlandia corymbosa var. corymbosa, 603 nucleotides. Lineage: Eukaryota; Viridiplantae; Streptophyta; Magnoliopsida; Gentianales; Rubiaceae. The record is from the annotation of a GenBank genome assembly.
AUGACAGACCGAAGGUGGCCGCCGAUGACGAAACCGCUGCCACUGAUGACGAGUACAGGGCUUUCUUGCCCCGUCCGCAGCUUUUGGCCGAGGAAGCUUUCAGUUCCAGGGUCGGUGGUUGCCGAAGACGGUUGCUGGUGUUUCGGGGCUGAAGCUUCAGCCUCUGUUUUGCUACAAACAGUGACGACGGCGACGUUUUCCCAGGACGCAAGGCUUCUGCUUUGGGGAACGCUUCAGAUUAGUGCUAACCUCGCGUUAACUCCGUCCAUUGCGAACUCGCCUCCUUCUCUGCCCAUGCCUCCGCCGAUUGAGAGGGACAGGUUUUCCGGUGAUGUAGUCCCCAGCUUUGGACUCGUUGAGGACCAAUUUGUGAAUUCUAGCCUGAAGAUUAUCUGCCGGGAGGAGAUGGACAGUCGCCGGCGGGAGUAUUUUGCUGAUGUUGGCACUAUCGCGGAUGAGGGUUCUAUUCCUCUUCUUUGUUCGGUGCGUGAAUCCAUUCCCGUGGAUGAAGGGAGGAUCCUUUCUUUUAUUGAAGAAAUUUGGGAAUCGGAAACCCCAAUUCCAAGAAUUCACUGCCCCUUUAAAUCAAGCAACCAGAUAUAG